CUGUGCUUCUCUGUAAUCCUUAUCGAUAAAGAAAAUUCUCAAUCUUUUCCUCUAUGGGGAAACACUUCAGGUCUACCGCCGCAUUGUCCUGUAAUAUCUACAUGUCCAACCAUCAGUUACGGCGUCAACGGUUCUAAUCUGUUCUCGUGUUCGCUAUGAUGUUACGAGAAAUCAAACCGCGAAAUGCGCGGACAGCGCGCAUUGUCAAGGCACGAGAACCGCAGCAGAUCGAAUCCAGAAAAAAGGUCCUUCUCCUCCAUGGAACGAAAUGCCCUCAACCGGUGGCAUCGGUGCUGAAGACGGUGCAUACGCUCACGAAACCUGACUCCGUCCUGCUCAACAAAAAGAAUGAGAACAUCCACCCGUUCGAAGACGCCGCCUCCCUAGAAUUCCUCGCCCAGAAAAACGAAUGCGGCGUGGUAGUGUUCGGCACACACUCGAAGAAGAGGCCAAACAACAUCACGAUAGUGCGGAUAUUCGACAACAAAGUCCUUGACAUGGUCGAAUUACUCCUCGUGGUGCCUCAAGACCAGCCCCAGACGGAACCGAAGUUGCAGGUUGGAUUGGCCAUGAAGCCAUUGAUAUUAUUUGCCGGGUCACAAUGGGAUGACCCGUCAUCGUCCGCACAAGCUACCCUAUAUCAGACCCUCAAGUCGACGCUCCUCGAUCUGUUCCAGGGCGAAGAAGUCACUUCUGUCGACGUUGCCGGCUUACAAUAUAUCCUGAUGAUUGCUUCCGGCGAGAACAACUCCUCAUCCGCAGACCUCAACGAUCCUUCCCAGAAACCCGUUUUGCACCUACGGUGGUACAAGAUCCGAACCAUGCGGUCAAACAAUGCCAAAAUACCACGAGUGGAGCUCGAUCCUCUGGGGCCAAGCUUUGACUUUAGAGUCGGGCGUUACCGAGAAGCAGACCCUGACGUGAUGAAGGAAGCCUUGAAGCACGGACGCAGACCGAAUGAAGCGAAGACGAAGAAGAACAUUGAGACCGAUUUGAUGGGUGAUAAGAUUGGCCGUGUACAUCUUGGAAAACAAGACCUUUCGACGCUGCAGACAAGAAAAAUGAAAGGCUUGAAGCGUGGGCGCGCCGAUCUGGAACAGAACGAGGAUGGUCUGGAAGAAGACCAUUCUGGUGAAGAUGAGGUCAGCGAAGACGAAGACGAAGACGCAGCCCAUGGCGGCAUGGAUCUUGACGAAGAAUAUUCGGGAGACAGCAGCGUCGGUGGCAGCGGAGACGAGAUCAGCAUCGGAGAAGAUGAUGAUGAAGACAUGGAUGAUGCACAGGAGGCGGACGAAAAGCCGAAGCGGCAACGAAUUUCAUAAUAUACACGAGAACGCGACGUCCCCGGAUUUCAAACUGUCGGGUUUUGGUGCUGCAAUCUGGAAAGCGGAUAUACCGCAGAGGACACAGCAGUGUCACCAUACCCAGUGUCCAAAGUAUUAUUUUUUUUGGCAGGACAAGCCACGACUUGGGACGGCAAUGAGAUGAGCAGUUCAAGUCGUGCAUGAUUCGCCCACACCUUGUUGAUGCGCCGCUAAGCGCAGUCGCUCAGCCCUCAUACUCGAGAGAGGGCCAAUAUGUGAGAAUAUUUUGGGUUUACCCUUCGUAGAUAGACUCGCAAUGGUGUUUGAUGGCUGGUCAGACAUUAACCACCGAAGGCAAGCGAUAUCACACGACCAUGUUAUCGCGUGCCAAAAGUGUUGCUUCCGGUAGCACAGUGAGUUGGGUGCAUCAAGGCGCAAAAGGGAGUUUUCAAAGGUUGAUCAUCUCUGACCAUGCUAUCUUGAUUUACGAAAAUACCUAAACAAUCAUGCCAACUCUUGUGUGGACCAAAUGCAAACCAUUAUCAUUCAUCUUGCGGUGCUCGUACUCUGGUUGCCGGGACGAAAUAUUGCCGUAGAAAUUAUUUACAGAGCGAAAUGUAC
This is a messenger RNA of Exophiala dermatitidis NIH/UT8656, 1925 nucleotides long. Its product is annotated as valyl-tRNA synthetase. Gene Ontology annotation, biological process: maturation of LSU-rRNA from tricistronic rRNA transcript (SSU-rRNA, 5.8S rRNA, LSU-rRNA); ribosomal large subunit assembly. Gene Ontology annotation, molecular function: rRNA binding. Gene Ontology annotation, cellular component: nucleolus. The record is from RefSeq and is a predicted model, not a curated record. The coding region runs from base 156 to 1322 and encodes 388 amino acids. The transcript has 2 exons. NCBI's taxonomy places the organism in Eukaryota, Fungi, Ascomycota, Eurotiomycetes, Chaetothyriales, Herpotrichiellaceae.